This is a messenger RNA of Thalassophryne amazonica, 5269 nucleotides long. It is a transcript of the gene sytl2b, whose product is annotated as synaptotagmin-like 2b. Gene Ontology annotation, biological process: exocytosis. The transcript has 15 exons. Lineage: Eukaryota; Metazoa; Chordata; Actinopteri; Batrachoidiformes; Batrachoididae. Gene Ontology annotation, molecular function: neurexin family protein binding. The record is from RefSeq and is a predicted model, not a curated record. Bases 704 to 5227 code for a protein of 1507 amino acids. Gene Ontology annotation, cellular component: exocytic vesicle; plasma membrane.
AUUUUUCCUCAGUGAUACCCAGAAAGAAAAUGUGACUUCAGCACUUCGUUCUCCAGCAAGGGCAAGACGCAACCCGUUCAACCGUGCCUCCAUUAUUGUCGCCGACCCUCCUGACACACCUGAGGACACACCAACCCAACAGAGCCAGGAGCCUUCUGAGACCCGUAAUGUCAUAUCUCCACUGAAGAACCAUCCAGCUGGUGAUAGCAGUCAGACUUCAGGCGGCUCGGUCACAUCAGAGGACCUCUCUACGGGUUUCAGGCCUGUGCCCAAGAAGAGGAACUUUUUGUUAAAACAAAACUACUCCUCAUCAGAAAGCAGUAGCUUUGGUUUAGACCCUCAGAUACAGUCAGUGGUGAUAGUUCCUGCGCCUCGACCGAGCCGUCAGCGUGACUCUAGUGGGGGUUCUAAGGAGUUCAUCCCAAUACUUCAAGGGUCUAAUCAAGCAUCUCCGGCUGGUCAGCCAUCUACGUUGGCAGACAAAACCUCCCAAAGGCCCCUUUCCUCUAAUUCCAGUUUGGGGAAAGAUGGAAACCUACCUUCAACAGAAAGAGACACAAAAUCUUCGCUUACGCCUCUUAGUCCUUUGGGGGGAACUGACAGCCAAAGUGACACCUCCACAAAUCAAGAAAUCCCAGUAAAGGGACGUGAUCAGACACAAAAAGAGCAAGCAAGAGCGCGACCUGCCACACUGCACACUGACAUGAUUCUGUAUUCAGAGCCGGAAUACAGCAGCAGUGUGGGGACAAGGCAAGAUGAGCUGAGUCUGCCCCAGAGCAUUGUGGAUCCUCCAGUAUCAUAUGAUCUAAACUUCGUUGAUAAGACUGAUGAGACCACGGGGAAAAAAUCGAAUAGGAAACAUUCGUUGAAAUUAUCCCCUCAAAGUCCCAAUCCCACUGGUGACGAGGAGGACUCCAUUACGAAGGUGCUGGAUUGGUUCAACCGCAGCAUGGACAGCAAUGAUUGGCUCAAUACAGAAGACUCCACUAGUGAAGUAGAAAUAAACCCUUUAAAGGACGAUGAGUCACUACCCAAACAUGACACAGAUGUCAACGAGACAAGUGGUGAACAGAUGGAAGCACCAGAAACCAAGAAACAUGUCUUUGAUGUAGAAAUAAAACCACUUAAGGAUGAUGUCUCACUACCCAAACACGGCAAUGAUGUUGAUAAGAUAAACGAUGAAAAGGCAGAACCACCAGAAACCAAGAAACAUGGCUUAGAUGUAGACACAAACCCAUUAAAGGAUGAUGUCUCACUGCUCAAACAUGCCAACGUCAACGAGAUAAACGAUGAAAAGGCGGAAGGACCAGAAACCAAGAAACAUGGCUUCAAUGGAGACACAAACCCAUUAAAGUAUGUCUCAAUACCCAAACACACCAACGAUGUUGAUGUGAUAGGUGAUGAAAAGACAGAAGCACCAGAAACCAAGAAACAUGGCUUAGAUGUAGAAAUAAAACCAUUAAAGGAUAAUUUCUCACUGCUCAAACAUGCCACCAAUGUCGACGAGAUAAACGAUGAAAAGGCACCAGAAACCAAGAACCAUGCCUUCAAUGUAGACACAAACCUAUUAAAGGAUAAUGUCUCACUACUCAAACAAGCCAAUGAUUCCGACAAGCUAGGUGAUGGAGAGAUGGAAGCACCAGAAACCAAGACACAUGGCUUCAGUGUAGACACAAACCCAUUAAAGGAUGAUGUCUCACUACCAAAACACACCAAUGAUGUUGAUGAGAUAAGUGAAAACAAGGAAGUACCAGAAACUAAAAAACUUGGCUUCCAGAAUCAGAACAGUGAAGAUAUGAUUGUGGGACAGAUCGUUCUGAGAACAGCAAACAGAAGAUGGAGCAAGGGACUAAAUGGAGCACAAGAAGAAGUCAAUGUUACCAAAGAAAAACAGGAAAAAGAGAAAGAUGACGAAAGCCAAAUGCCCAAAGUCUCUGAGCUGAAGUCAUUCUGGGAGAAAAGUACUUCAGGCCAUAAAGUGUUUGCCAGCAAAUUAAACACACCCAAUAACAAAGUCCAAAAGCCUGUUUUUAAAGAAGAGAAACUAAACAAACCUCAGAGAGGACUGGAGUCACCUUCUCCUCCUUGUCUCGAUGCAGAGAAAGAAGUCAAUGAUCAGGAUUCUUCUAAUCAUGUUGAUGAAGAACAGCAGAAAGACAUCAGAGGGUUAGAACCCAAUCACUUGACUAAUGUCCAACAUUUUCAGGAACUGCAGAUAAAUACAUCUCAACAAAUACCUCUGAACCAAACAAGCAAUAACAACACAACAUCCGACAUAGAUGAUCUAUCAACUAUUCUCCAAGUCAGUGGAAGAGAUUCAGACCCUGAGAUUACAAGACCCAGUCCAAAGCCAAGGACAGUCAUCCAGUCUAGACCUAGUCCAGAGAAUGAGGAUAACUCUACAGAAAAAACACCUGGCAGCAUUCCCCAAUCUCAAGAAAAUCCCUUAAAUCCCAUUAGUGCCUCAUCUUUAAAAACAGCUCCACCGCACAAACAGUCACCCAAGAUUCUGCCCGAGACUCAGCUUGUUGAGGACAUCCAAACAAAUGAGAAUUCAGACUUUGAGGUCUACUUGUCCAGAAACAAACAGGGUGAGAAUGAAAUGCAAAAUACAGCCAAAACACAAAUGCAAAGAGAUUCAAGCGAAGAGGAUGGAGCUAAAAUGGCCAUUGCACGAAAUCAGGGUCUUACCUGUCAGGAAAGUACUGCAGAGAAAAUAAAGCUGCUGAAAUCUUUUUGGGAAAAUGAGAGGAACAAGCCUCUCUCUUACAACAGAGACAAUAAAGCUACUUGUGGUGCCAAACAAAAAAAACUAAGUAAAAGAUUCUCCAAAUCAGAAUAUGACAUGAGCUUAAUAGGAAAGGAGUCGAGCAGUGACGGGGAGGAUCUAAACCAAAAUUAUCCAAACUUUACGCUUCAGUCAAUGACUCACAGAACAGAAGACCUGCCUCCAACCAUUGGUUCUAACCGUGCACAAUUUAGCAGUCUCCUUUACUUUUGGGAUGAAGCCACAUCACAUUCCAAAGGAUCAGGUGCUUUUGGCAAACCCAGAACCUCCAGAAAGAAAGAGCCGAUAGGUGUCCAACUUCAACCUCAGGUGGUCCAGAGUGAUGACCCUGAAUUUCAUGACAUAUCUACCACUGUUGACAAAAGUGUGAAAGCAACUGCCAUGAAAUCAUCCUUACUGUCUCAAAAGCCACCUCAUGACAGAGAGAUUAUUCCUGGACUAAGACCAGUGAAUGACAACAAAACCAGCCAGUCCAAUCAAAUGAGUGCUGAAACAGGCCAACAGAGAGAAUCCAAGAGGGGUUUUCAGGACUCCAGCAGACAGGAGACCUCCACUAAACCACAAACCAUUUUAACAAAAGCAAACCGGCCAUCCAAGGCCAAGAAAGAUGGAACUGGCAUUAGUGGGAAUUCUUUGCGUCGUGCCACCAGCAUGUUUGCACUGAGUACUGCUGAAGAAAAUGAUGAAGACCUACUGAAAGAUGAUGGUCAUGUUCUCCCACAGAGUCAAAUGCAGGAGAGGAGGCAAAGUGCCGAUAAAGGGGCUACGCCUCGGACGUCAUCAGAGGACGGUGAAGUACCAACUCCAUGUGCACAGACGUUUAUUCCCUCAGACUAUCGCCACUACCUGGGCAUGUCGGAUACGAAUAGCCAUGUUGUCCUCACAUCUGCAGUGCAGGAUGAGUUUUCAGAGGGAACGUCUGGGUGUGAAUUAGACCAGAGCGGACCGAUGAGCACCAGCACCCCGUUUGGCUCACAGGAGGAUCACAGUAGGAAGGGUGUCAGGACCUCCCAUCGCCCCCUACUGUCAUACUACAGCGGUUCAGAGUCAACAGUGAGCAGCACUUCAGAAUCCCGGUCCACCUCCAGGAACAGUUCCAACCGCUAUGAUGACGAGGAUACGAACCCUGUAAAGAGAGCGCUGAAGCGAGCUAAAGCACGGCCCAGAAAUCUAGCUAAGAGUUUGGAGGACCUCACAGCAUCCGUAUCACCACCAAAAGAGCGAAGUCGAGAGCCACCUGCUGACCUGAGGCACGUUAGCGAUGCGUCAUCCAUCCUGUCAACCUCCUCAUCCUGGUAUUCAGACCAAGAACGUCUGAAGAUGUUGAGCAAAUCGGUUCCUUCGUUCUUACAGGAGGAUGAAGAUGCAGACUCUGACUCCACCUACGACGACAGUUUCUACAGAAGAAGAAUCAUGCCGGGCCACUAUGUGACUAACCUGACCAGCUCGCCUAGUGCAGCGUCUUCUUUCAGUGGAAGUGUGGUCACCGUGUCCAGUGAGGACUUUGGGAACCUGGAGGUUCAGGGAACCAUCCAUUUUUCCAUUAACUAUGUGCAGAAGCUCAAAGAGUUCCACGUCUUCGUGGCUGAGUGCAGAGACUUGGUGGCGGGCGACCUGAAGCGAGGCCGCUCAGACCCGUACGUUAAAAGUUACUUGGUUCCUGACAAAGCCCAUCUAGGAAAGAGGAAAACAUCUGUACGAAAGAAGACGCUGAACCCAACGUUCAAUGAAAUCCUGCGAUAUCAGGUUAGCAUGGACUACCUCAGAACCCAGACGCUCAUUCUGUCCGUGUGGCAUCACGACACCUUUGGCAGGAACAGUUUUCUGGGCGAGGUCGACGCUGACCUUUCCAAGUGGGACUUUGGCCACACCCAGAUGAACUACAUAGCGCUGAAAGGAAAAACAUUGCCGGUUCUACCGCCCCCAUGUGGCAGAGGAGAGAUGAGGCUGGCGAUACGUUUCCUACCAGAGAUUAAUCGCGGUGAAGGCUGGGCUAAGGACAAUGCCAACACUGGGGAGAUUCACAUUUGGGUGAAAGAAUGCAGGAACCUACCUUUGAUCAGGGCUACUAUUAACCCCUACGUUAAGUGCUACAUGCUGCCGGACACGAGCAAAAGGAAUCGCCAGAAGACCCGUGUGCUGCAGCGGACGGUAAAUCCAGUUUUUAACCACACCAUGGUGUACGAUGGCAUCAGAGACGUUGACCUGACAGAAGCCUGCAUGGAGCUCACAGCGUGGGACCGAGACAAGAUCAACAGCAACCUCCUCGGGGGACUGAGACUCGGAUGUGGAACAGGUGGAAGUUACGGCACGUUGGUAGACUGGAGGGACUCAACCAGCUAUGAAGUGUCUCUGUGGCAGCGCAUGAUGGCUUCUCCAAACCACUGGGUUGAAGACGUGCUGCCCUUAAGAAUGCUGAACUCAGCCAAAACCACCUAGCUAUGACUCACACGUCACAGGCUUACCAGUACAAAUACAUAG